This is a messenger RNA of Acanthosepion pharaonis, 1488 nucleotides long. The record is from the annotation of a GenBank genome assembly. NCBI's taxonomy places the organism in Eukaryota, Metazoa, Mollusca, Cephalopoda, Sepiida, Sepiidae.
AUGCCUGUUUCAAAAAGAAGUCUGUUCAUAUCUAUCCAUCACUCUCUAUCUCUCUGUUUAAAUAAAUAUUAUUCUGUUGUUAUCUAUUUCAUCCUGCCCAUAUCUAUCUAUCUAUCUAUCUAUCUAUCUAUCUAUCUAUCUCUUGUUCUAUCUAUCUAUCUAUCUAUCUAUCUAUCUAUCUAUCUAUCUAUCUAUCUAUCUGAGUCCCAACAUAGCAUAAAGAACAAGUGUAAUACGAGAGAGUUUGAAUGUCUAUCUAAUCAUAAUAUCUAUCUAUCUAUCUAUCUAACUAUCUAUCUAACUAUCUAUCUAUCUAUCUGUCCAUUUCUGGUAUCACGAGGUUUAGUUCAUCUUGGAGCAAAUGCUUUAACUAUUUCCUCUUAUUCUAAAUCGAAUUAUCUUAUUAUUUUCUUCGGCGCUGUCCUUAAUGGUCGAUUUUGUCUUAUUUUCUCAUAUGCAUUUUUCCACCCCCUCCCUUUUCUCCUACUUCCUCCUUCUUUUUCUUCCCCUUUCUUCUUCCUCCUAUUCAUACUAUUCUUCUUUUUUUGUUCUUUUUCUUUUUCUUCCUCCUACUCAUACUUUUCCUUCAUUUCCUUCUUAUUCUUCCUCUUUCUUCUUCCUCCUACUCAUACUUUUCUUUCUUUUCUUUCUCCUUACUCUUCUUUCUUUCUUCUGCUCAUGUUUCUUUCUUUCUUUCUUUCUUUCUUUCUUUCUUUCUUUCUUUCUUUCUUCUUCUUCUUCUUUAACACGCACCCUUUUCUUCUUCUCUUUCUUCUUCUUUUAAGCCUCCUCUUCUCUUCCACCUACACUAAUUUGGGUUUCUCCUCUCCCUCACAUCUCCUUCAAUCCCACUUAUUUUUUAUUUUGUCCUCUAAUCUUUCUCCUUCUUUAUUUAAUCUUCUCCCUACUUCUCCUCCUAAUCCCCUCUCUUCAUCUUCCUCACUAUCCCCUCUCUUUCUCCUCCUUCUUUUCUUCUUCUUCUUCUUACUCAUACAUUUCUUUCUUUUCCUUCUUGUUCCACUCCUUUCUCUUUCUUUUUCUUCUGCUCACACCACACUUCCUUUUCUUCUUCUCUUUCUUCUUCUUUUAAUCCUCCUCUUUUCUUCCACCUACACUAAUUUUCCUUGGGUUUCUCCUCUCCAUUACGUCUCCUUCACUCCCACUCAUUUUUUCUCUUUCUUUUACCCUCUAAUCUUUCUCCUUCUUAAAUUUUUCUCCUUUCUUCCCCUCCUAAUCCCUUCUCUUCAUAAAGCCCCUCUCCUCCUCCUCCUCCUCUUCUUCUUCAACACACUCUCUUUCCUUUCUCUUCACUAUUCUUCCCUUUCUUCCUCCUCUCUUUCUCCACCCCUGUUUCUCCCUACUCCCAUUCUUAACCUGAACUCUUCUUCGCCUCGUCCUCCAGUCUCCUUCAUUUUCAUCUUCCUCACUCUCCCCUCUCUCUUCUUCUUCCUCUCAUCAUGGCACUUUUUCUCUUCCCCUCUUUCAUAA